AUGAUGGGAGAUUGUAUUCAAAUCGGUGUGCUUAGCGAUAAAAAAUUCGGAUUUGUUGGAUAUAUACCGGCCAUAAGUGGAAUUGUGCACUACAAUUUGCUGAUGUAUACUGUGUACUAUUACACAAGUCGUGACCGUUUUGAGGAGUGUCUGCCAAGUUUUUGCAUUUUUGGAAUUAUGAAUGCAACAUAUGCAUAUUAUAUGGCCAUUGUGGAUUCCAUGUACGAAUUGCAUAGAUUGAUUAAUAUUCCCAGAAAAAACAUUUACCGUGACAAUCAGCGGCCAACAAACAACAAUCGAAUUUGUGAAGAAAGCAUUAACUAUUCUAUUAAAGCGUACGCUAUAAAGAUGACGGUGAUACUCAUUUCAUUUGUUGGAGCAACUAUUGGGCCAUUCUAUCGAUAUAUGGACGAUGGAACAUUGGUUACGCUUUAUUCCUUGAAAUUGCCAUACCUUCACAAUGAUUUACACACGGAAUUUAUUGUAAAUGCAAUAUGGCAAUUGAUGAUCACCAUAAUAGGCGGGAUUGGACUCUUUCUCAUUGAAGGAGUACUCACUUUGAUCGAUGACACCGUUAACGUUUCUUCGUAUCUGUGCCAAUUGGAAUUCGAAGAACUAUCAAAUUGUCUCAAAAAUGAAUCGAUAACCAUUCAUAAAUCACGUGAAAAACUAAAGAAUAUCUACAUGAAAAUUGCAUACAAUGAUGAAUUCAUCAAAUCUAUUGGAAAUCUUUUCUAUUGGAGACACUUUUUUGCUCCACUAACGUUUUCUAUUUCAAUAGCAAUAUCAAUUUAUUGUCAAAAAGUGAUGGACUAUCCGGCUGGAUAUGGAUUGGCGGUCGUUUCUUACAUUCAAAUGGCUGUCAUGUGUUUUAUGGGACAGAAUAUUUCGGAUAGAAAUGAUCGUUUACUCAGAGCGUUGUACGACUUUAAAUGGUAUCUUUUACCGAAAGAAGAUCAAAAGGAUGUGCGACACAUGCUUCGCCUACUUCAGAAUGAGGUCUCUUUUACAAUGGGACCAUUUAAGGAAUUAAAUUUUGAAACUUUAAAAAAUCUUAGCCAAAAGGUUUUACCGGAUUCGUGCACUACAGUUUACUGAUUUAUACCAUGUACUAUUACAGAGAGCCUA
Molecule: messenger RNA, 1128 nt
Organism: Contarinia nasturtii (swede midge)
Lineage: Eukaryota; Metazoa; Arthropoda; Insecta; Diptera; Cecidomyiidae
Exons: 7
Coding region: 1-1098 (365 amino acids)
Biological process (GO): sensory perception of smell; detection of chemical stimulus involved in sensory perception of smell
Cellular component (GO): plasma membrane
Molecular function (GO): odorant binding; olfactory receptor activity
Source: RefSeq, a predicted model, not a curated record